Molecule: messenger RNA, 887 nt
Organism: Cataglyphis hispanica
Lineage: Eukaryota; Metazoa; Arthropoda; Insecta; Hymenoptera; Formicidae
Product: transmembrane protein 199
Exons: 2
Coding region: 1-669 (222 amino acids)
Biological process (GO): vacuolar proton-transporting V-type ATPase complex assembly
Cellular component (GO): endomembrane system
Source: RefSeq, a predicted model, not a curated record
AUGCCAUUAGAAUCGAUUACAGAUCCUACUAUAACAAUAAAACCGUCUAUAAGAUUGAUAGAUUUUAUCUUGAAUAAUGCAAAAGAUAUAAAUGAUGCUCCAAGUGGUAUCACAUUUUUAUGCAAAUCUAAGAAAUCUAAGAAAGAAAAAAUUGCAAACGCUAUGUUAAAAAUUGAAGAUCUUAGCUGGUUGAAUAAAUAUUUAAAAAAAUAUAGAAAAACCGCGACAAAAAUGAUUUAUUUGUAUGAACUUUUCGAUGAGUCUGAUGUGAUAUUGCCGACGCCAAAGGAGACACCAAGAAAUCCAGAGUUGGAGGCUAGAAUACAAAAAUUAAAAGCGCAACAAGACACUAGGGAAUAUCAAAAAAUGACGAAGAGCAUCGAUUCCAUGCGGAAAUUCUUACCGGAAGAUAGCAUUGCAUAUCAAAUGAAGCAGAUAAAUAAACAAUUGAUUGCCGUUGCGCAAUUUAUAUUUUCUGUGAUAGCUGGCUUUGCUUUUGGAUUCAUCGGGGUAGAGCUUAUAGUUGGAAACCUCGACUUUGGAUUUAGAUUACUCUUAGGUAUAAUUUGUGCAUUGAUCGUAGCAUUAGCCGAGAUUUAUUUUUUAGCUUUGAAAUUAAGCGAGAACGAUUUUGAUACAUCUAAACCGAUAAAGUCGCAUCAGGACUAGUAUUUAAAUUGCAUCUAUUUAAUUAUUUUGAACAUAUGUAUUAUAGUAUUAUAACAAAUAUAAAGAUAUAUAUAUAUAUAGUCAUUUAAUAAUUAUACACAUAAGCUAACAUAUAUAUUAGCUUUAUUAACUUUAUAUUGUGUGAAAAUUUUAAAAAUAUGUUACAUCUACAUCAAUUGUUAUAUAUGAUACAAAAAUUAUUAAAGGCUCCAAAUAAA